UCCGGGGGCGGGGCCGCAGCAGGAAGCACUCGGGUCUGAGUUUCGGGCUGGACCGCUCUGCUCCGCGUCUCGUUAGUUCCGGAGGUGUCUGCGGCCGUGGGAAAUGCUGGCGCGCGCGGCGCGGGGGACUGGGGGCCUAUUACUGAGGGGCUCUGUGCUGGCUCCUGGUCGCGCGCCGCGCCGCGCUUCCUCCGGAUUGCCCCGAAACACCGUGGUACUGUUUGUACCGCAGCAGGAGGCCUGGGUGGUGGAGCGAAUGGGCCGGUUCCACCGGAUUCUGGAGCCUGGCUUGAACGUCCUCAUCCCUGUGCUGGACCGGAUCCGCUAUGUGCAGAGCCUCAAGGAGAUUGUCAUCAACGUGCCCGAGCAGUCGGCUGUGACUCUGGACAACGUGACUCUGCAGAUCGAUGGGGUCCUUUAUCUGCGCAUCAUGGACCCCUACAAGGCAAGCUAUGGUGUGGAAGACCCUGAGUAUGCCGUCACGCAGCUGGCUCAGACGACCAUGAGAUCAGAACUUGGCAAACUCUCCCUGGACAAAGUCUUCCGGGAGCGGGAGUCCCUGAACGCCAGCAUUGUGGAUGCCAUCAACCAGGCUGCUGACUGCUGGGGCAUCCGCUGUCUCCGUUAUGAAAUCAAGGAUAUCCACGUGCCGCCCCGGGUGAAAGAGUCCAUGCAGAUGCAGGUGGAGGCGGAGCGGCGGAAACGGGCCACCGUUCUAGAAUCUGAGGGGACCCGAGAGUCAGCCAUCAACGUGGCUGAAGGGAAGAAGCAAGCCCAGAUCCUGGCCUCCGAGGCAGAAAAGGCAGAGCAGAUAAAUCAGGCAGCAGGAGAGGCCAGUGCGGUUCUGGCCAAGGCCAAGGCUAAGGCUGAAGCCAUCCGGAUCCUGGCCGCAGCUCUGACACAACACAACGGAGACGCAGCCGCCUCGCUGACCGUGGCCGAACAGUACGUCAGCGCGUUCUCCAAACUGGCCAAGGACUCCAACACCAUCCUGCUGCCCUCCAAUCCCGGUGAUGUGACCAGCAUGGUGGCCCAGGCCAUGGGUGUUUACGGAGCCCUCACCAAGGCACCAGGCCCAGGGACCCAGGACCCCGUCUCCAACGGGAGUGGCAGAGACGGCCAGGUCGCGGACGGAAGUCUCGAUGAGGAGUUCGAUCGAGUCAAGCUGAGUUAGCGGCCCCACGCGUGGCCAGCGAGGCUGCAGUCUGGGCAGUGGCCUUCCAGACUUCAUCUGUGGCCUCCCUGCCAAAAUCUCGGUUUCCAUUUUUCUAUUUGAACUUGAAUCAUGUAAUAAACUCACCGUGCAAACCAGAA
Messenger RNA from Orycteropus afer afer, 1314 nucleotides. It is a transcript of the gene STOML2, whose product is annotated as stomatin like 2. Gene Ontology annotation, cellular component: membrane. The record is from RefSeq and is a predicted model, not a curated record. Lineage: Eukaryota; Metazoa; Chordata; Mammalia; Tubulidentata; Orycteropodidae.